Molecule: messenger RNA, 1322 nt
Organism: Jatropha curcas
Lineage: Eukaryota; Viridiplantae; Streptophyta; Magnoliopsida; Malpighiales; Euphorbiaceae
Product: putative galacturonosyltransferase-like 2
Cellular component (GO): Golgi apparatus
Molecular function (GO): glycosyltransferase activity
Source: RefSeq, a predicted model, not a curated record
AAUUUCAUAGAGAGUGCUUCCAAGAAUUUGAAGAACAUUAAAGAAAUGUGAAACCAACGACUUUAGUUCCAAGUCCUUAAGAUUUGCUUUCCUUCACAACGCGGGUUCAAAACUAUAAACUUCGUGUCUCUCUUCCUUUCACAUUUCUAAAUCUUCCUCUCCUUGCUCACACUAUGCCCAUUCCUGCACCGCCACCGCGCCCGCCACAUUCACACCACCUUCUUUCCCUUCUUUUCUUUUUCUGUAUCACCACAGCCAAUGCAGCUGCCGUUGCUGCCACCACCACCGCCACCGACAAUUCUCAAAAAUUCAAAGAGGCCCCGAAAUUCUACAACUCCCCAACCUGCUGUUCCCUCUAUUCCGAUGACAUGUGCUCUAAUCAAGCGGUCCACGUGGCAAUGACUCUUGACUUACAUUACCUCCGUGGCACCAUGGCGGCGAUUCUUUCAAUACUCCAGCACUCUUCCUGUCCGGAAAAUCUUCGCUUCCACUUCAUUUCCUCUCCUUCCGCCACCUCUCUCCACACCACCAUCACCUCCUCUUUUCCUUACCUCCACUCUCAAAUCUACACCUUCGACACCUCAGCCGUGGCCGGCCACAUCUCCACUUCCAUCCGCUCCGCCCUAGACUCACCACUCAACUACGCCCGUAACUACCUGGCCGAUCUCCUCCCUGCUUGCAUCCAAAGAGUCAUUUACUUAGACUCCGACAUAAUUCUAGUCGACGAUAUUUCCAUUUUAGCCGCCACUCCACUGGGCGACGAGGCGGUCUUGGCAGCUCCGGAGUAUUGCAACGCUAACUUCACUUCGUACUUUACACUUACCUUCUGGUCUAAUCCAUCGUUAUCUUUAACUUUCUCGGAACGCAAUGCUUGUUAUUUUAACACAGGAGUAAUGGUGAUCGAUUUACAGAGGUGGAGAGAAGGCGAUUACACAACAAAGAUAAUUGAAUGGAUGGAACUGCAGAAAAGGAUACGGAUCUACGAACUAGGUUCGUUGCCGCCAUUUUUGCUUGUUUUUGCCGGAAAUAUAGCGCCGGUAGAUCACAUGUGGAAUCAACACGGAUUAGGCGGCGAUAAUUAUCACGGUCUUUGUAGAGAGUUGCAUCCUGGUCCGGUUAGUCUGUUGCAUUGGAGUGGAAAAGGUAAGCCAUGGGUUCGGCUUGACAGUAACCGGCCUUGCCCGUUGGAUUCUCUUUGGGCUCCUUAUGAUCUUUUACAAACGCGUUUCGAUCUUGAAUCUUGAUUACAGUUUUAGAAAAUUUGAGUUUAAUUAUAGAAAAUUAUAAAUUAAUAAAGAGAGACUUUUCAGUUGUUCAAUGAA